This is a messenger RNA of Pecten maximus, 453 nucleotides long. Its product is annotated as regucalcin-like. The coding region runs from base 59 to 379 and encodes 106 amino acids. Gene Ontology annotation, biological process: L-ascorbic acid biosynthetic process. NCBI's taxonomy places the organism in Eukaryota, Metazoa, Mollusca, Bivalvia, Pectinida, Pectinidae. Gene Ontology annotation, molecular function: enzyme regulator activity; gluconolactonase activity; calcium ion binding. The record is from RefSeq and is a predicted model, not a curated record. The transcript is spliced from 2 exons.
CCUAGUAUGUGAUAGACGGGAUGCCGUAAAUUUCAACAAUUUCCCGGAUAAAGAUACAAUGGGUUGGCCAGAUGGAAUGACAAUGGACACAGAUGGACACCUGUGGGUAGCCUGUUUCGGAAUUGGAAAGGUCAUCAGCUUUGAUCCCGUUACAGGUACAAAGCUAAGAGAAGUAACCAUCCCUGCACCAAGAACAACUUCCUGUUGUUUUGGAGGAAAACAUAUGGACGAGCUAUAUGUCACUACUGCGACGUUGGGGGCUCUAGAAGACGAAUUAAACAAAUAUCCCUUAUCUGGAUCAGUAUUCAAAGUCACGGAACUUGGGGUUAAAGGUUACCCUGCCAACGUUUACCGGAGUAUUGCCACGAGUGGACUGUAAUCUUGGAGAUUUCUUCUUCGUUAUGUAACCAUACGAAUGCGUACUUACUUAGAUAAUCAUAUUAAUCACACAUG